Morus notabilis is the source of this 854-nucleotide messenger RNA. Its product is annotated as receptor-like protein EIX2. Gene Ontology annotation, molecular function: protein binding. The annotation marks the transcript as partial. Lineage: Eukaryota; Viridiplantae; Streptophyta; Magnoliopsida; Rosales; Moraceae. The record is from RefSeq and is a predicted model, not a curated record. The transcript has 2 exons.
GGCAGAUACCAGCGUGGAUUGGGAAGAGUUUCGCAGCUCUUGUCAUUCUUAGCCUGCGAUCCAAUAACUUCAAUGGGAGUAUUCCUGUAGAGCUGUGUCGCUUAGUACGCCUUCAACUCUUGGACUUGUCUUCAAAUGAUCUCUCGAUCAAUGUCCCCAAAUGUCUUGACAAUAUUACAGCAAUGAAAGAAAUUGGGAGCGAAGAUUCAACAAUUUAUUGGCCUUACGAAGUAUGGAAAGGAGCACUCCAGGAAUUCACAAGCUUGGGACUUCUGAAGAACAUUGAUUUGUCCAGUAACAAGUUGUCAGGUGAAAUUCCAAGAGAAAUCACUAAGCUCCUUGGAUUGAUUUCUUUGAACUUGUCGAGAAACAAUCUGACUGGAAAGAUCCCGCAAGAGAUUGGUCGGUUGAAAUCUUUAGAUCUUCUUGAUUUGUCAAACAAUCACCUUUCCGGCCGAAUUCCUUCGAGUCUCUCUCAAGUAGAUCGUCUCAAUACAUUGGACUUGUCAAGCAACAAUUUGUCAGGCAAAAUUCCAACAGGAACUCAACUCCAAACACGCGAUGCUGCUGCAUACAUGGGAAAUCCUGAACUUUGUGGAGAUCCACUCCCAAAGAAAUGUCCAGGUGAAGAAGAACCACCCAUCUCUCCUGGAGCUACUGAAGAUGCCCACGAUGGCGAAGAAGAAGAUGGGUUCAUAACCAAAGGAUUUUACAUUAGUGCGGCAGUUGGAUUUAUAGUUGCAUUUUGGGGAGUUUGUGGGACAUUAGUCUUCAACAAGAUGUGGAGAUACAGAUACUUCAACUUAUUGAAUGACGCUGGUGAUUGGCUUUACGUAACCGUAGCAGUUCGCAAG